Molecule: messenger RNA, 5264 nt
Organism: Chara braunii
Lineage: Eukaryota; Viridiplantae; Streptophyta; Charophyceae; Charales; Characeae
Source: the annotation of a GenBank genome assembly
CCGCAGUACAGGGACGCAAGCGGGGAGGGAGGACGGCGUAGGGCGUGGCUCUGUUCUCUCUGUGCUCUCGGCGCGAGUCGGCUACUCGACUCGACGUUUGCUCCUCCUGCGCGGUAGGCCCACGGGGAUCCGACUCUCUCCGGCGAGUUCGAGAGUGCACUAGGAGAGCGAUGCAGCAAUUGCUAAUUGCACAGUGCAGCUGCGCAUGGCCUGCGUAUUAAUUGUGUCUCCAUCAGGUAAACCUAUUUGAAAAAGUGUGGUCUGGGGCGCUCGCCAUAGAGAGGAACAAGUAGUUGUAGCGCCACGACGGGGUCGCGCGAUGCACGUGUUGCCGAACGUGAUUAGGUAAUUAGUCGAGCAAUCUGUCUAUCGAGAUCCGUAGACUGGAGAUUCGGGUUGGAGCCUCGACUCUCCGAUCUGCCGGAGCAGCGUUGUUGGCGCGCUCUGUCGCGCGGAAAGGAGGAGCCUGGGGGUCAGGCAAGACGUCCCCCCAGGCCCGUACGUCAUCAGCGAAGGAGAGGAGAAGCGCGCUACCGUAACGGCGAAGGUGGGGAGGAACAGCUUGUGAGCGUCUGUGCGUGCUUGGUUUUUUUUUUUUUUUUUUUGUGUGUGUGUGUGUGUGUGAGAGAGAGAGAGAGAGAGAGAGAGAGAGAGAGAGAGAGAGGAGGAGGGGAGGGGGGAACGUUUCGUGGGCUUGGGGGAGAAGGGCAGGCGAGGCAGAGGAGAGAGAGAGGAAGCAGAGGGAGAGAGAAUUGGGUGGGUGAGGAUUUGGUGGACGGAGGAAAAUUUUCACCUGUCGGCGGCGAAGGGACAGCUGGACGGAGGGCGAGGGUGGUGGGUUGAGGAGCACAGCGGAAGGGAAGCAAGAGGUCAGGGAAGAGUUUUGUGACCGCCUGAAGUUGUUGUUGAGCGCUUCCUCUUCUGUGUGCGCGUGUCCUUCAAGUACAACGGUGACGCUUGUGUGGCUAAGCGGACAUGGGGGUGGAUUAUUACGACGUGUUAAAAGUCGGGAAGAAUGCUAGCGACGAUGAACUUAAGAAAGCGUACCGGAAACUGGCAAUGAAAUGGCAUCCAGACAAGAAUCCGAAUAACAAGACGUCGGCAGAAGCCAAAUUCAAGCAAAUAUCGGAAGCAUACGAGGUGCUCAGCGAUCCUCAGAAGCGAGCCAUUUACGAUCAGUAUGGAGAAGAAGGGCUGAAAGGUGGGGUACCUCCCCCCGGUAGCGGAGGUGGAGGUGGAGGUGGGUUUCCAGCAGGUGGGGGAUUCAGCAAUGGAGGUGGCCCCAAUGUAUUUCGUUUCAAUCCGAGGAACCCGGAGGAUAUUUUCGCGGAGUUGUUUGGCGGCGGAAGCCCUUUCGGCAUGGGGAACAUGGGUGCGAUGGGAGGAAUAGGGCAGAGGAGUUCCAGCAGCAGAGUAAAUCCCUUCGGCGACACGAUGUUUCAGGGAAUGACGGGAGAUAUCUUCGGUGAUCGGACCGGCGGGCCGUCGACAUCGAGUACAAGAAAGGCAGCGGCAGUAGAGAACAAGCUAGCGUGUUCUCUUGAAGAGUUGUAUAAUGGCUCCACGAGGAAAAUGAAGAUAUCGCGGCAAAUCGCAGAUGCAAGCGGGAAGACGAUUCCCAUCGAUGAGAUCCUCUCGAUCGGUGUAAAGCCUGGGUGGAAGAAGGGAACGAGGAUCACGUUCCCGGAGAAAGGAAACGAGAUACCGGGAGUCGUUCCUGCGGAUCUGAUUUUUGUCGUAGAGGAGAAGCCUCAUGAUGUGUUCAAGAGAGACGGUAAUGAUCUGAUUGUCACGCAAAAGAUUACUCUUGCGCAGGCCCUGGCUGAUUACACAGCUAAUAUCAAGACGCUGGACGGGAGGAAUCUGAGAGUGGAGUGCAAUGAGGUGAUCUACCCGGGCUACGAGAAAGUCAUACCCAAGGAAGGGAUGCCAAUCGCRAAWGAACCGGGGAAGAAGGGCAAUCUGCGGCUCAAGUUCGAUAUAAAGUUCCCUCCGAGGUUGAGCCCCGAGCAAAAGGCUGCAUUGCAGAAGGUUCUUGGCGCUGGCUAGGUUGCCAUGCAGGCAGGGAAGGUCACAUCAACCACUCUUGCAUGUAGAUAUAAUGCAAUGCUGCUGCUGUUGCUUCUUCUGUAUUACUUCUGUGAUUGUCGAUGGGCUCGUUACUUUGCGAGCCCUACUGGGGGAUGGAAUGCUGUCUGUGAAGGAAUGAUGAUUUGGUCCGUUGUGGUUAACCGUCCAAGGGGCAUUCAGUUCAGUUUGCACGGCAAAGAAAGGGCGAAGAGAGGGAGGAGAGGAGGGGGUGUGAGUAGGUCCUCAGCGGAGGUGGUCCCAAAUGUCACUUGGAGAUGGGAAUCUGUCAGGACGAAAAUCCACGAGGAGUACGUAGGGGCGGUCCGAGAAUGGUUCUGUGGAAUCGGCUUGUCGUGAAAUGGGGGGUGCCGUCCAAAGUCACGUGGAGAUGGGAAUCAGUCAGGACGGAAAUCCACGAGGAGUAGGUAGGGGCGGUCCGAGAAUGGGUCUGUGGAAUGGGCGGGUUGUGAAAUGGGGGGUGCCGUUGCAUGCACUGUAAGGUUUGGGGGGUUGGGGGGGGGGGGGGGGGGGGGGGGGGGGGGGGGGGGGGGGGGGGGGGGGGAGGGGGGGGUGGAGGGAGUGUGGAGGGAAACACCAUGUCGCAUCUCUGCGGUCUCUGGACAGGAGAUCGUGAGAUAGAGUCGGAGUUUGUGGGGGAUAGGUGUGGUUUCUUCGUUCCUUCAAUUGUGGGUGCUGUUGCAUGGAUUGUGAAAGGGAGGGGCGGGGUGAGUUGGGAGGAGCGUGAAGGGGAGGUGGUAUUGUGUCGCUGCGGCUUCUGAACAGCAUAGUAUUACCAGAUGAGGUGGAAGUGGGGUGUGUAUGGAGGACGGAGGAUGGAUUCAGCAGCCAAGACAGGGGUCUCUGCAUCACGAAUGCGAACGUGUAAUGGAAGCGUCAGAGACCAGCCAAGACGGUCGUCUCUGCAUCAUGAAUGAGAACCACGAAUGAGAAUCUGUAAUGGAUGUCACAGAGACCCUGUGAGUGAUGUGAUGCUGCUAUGUAACAUGGAAGGCUUCCUCUUUGGAGGAGGGAGAAUGGAGGUAGGAAAGAGUGUGUGGAAGAAUGGGGGUGUCCGCGUUAGUUUUCCUAGGGUAGUAGAUGGGAGGGGGUUGGGAGCGGGUCCACCGGCAUGCUUGUGUGUGCUCGAGUUGCAGAGCCGACUAGUAAGAUCACUGUAAUCUGAUCUGGAAUUUGCAGCCUCCUGUGUGGCUGAGGGGCACAUAGAGAGAGAGAGAGAGAGAGAGAGAGAGAGAGAGCUGGCAAGACAUGUGAUACAUGUGAUACUUCUGUAGGAUCUAGAGAGAGAGAGAGUAGUCUGUUUUUCUCGUUGCGAGGGCUUUUAUUGCGGAUUGUCUUUUCAAUCAUAUACUCACAUAUUGAUUGGAGUAGUGUCAGGGCCUCACUUGUCUUGUCGCCCACAAGCGCAUGGUAGUUUUGGUUUAUGACAAAGUCGUUUGGAUACCUUCAGCGAAGAUUCACGGAGGGUGGAAAGCCUUCUCGGCGAAUACUCGGAUUCGUCUUCUUCUGAUUGAUGAUGGAAGGGCAGAAGCGUACCCUGCCUGAUUUCAUUUCUUGUGAUAUUUCACCAGCAUGAGAGAAUGCUCUGUUCUUCGUCAUUUGUCUUCCCUCUGAACACUCGGUCAGCUGGUUCUCCAUUUUGCGGUUUUACCUUGAGUCUCUUCUGUUGUCAUGGACCGGUCCCUCUGGCUCGAUCGAGGCGCCAGAGAAGGCGUAUAACGUCGUUCAUCACUUCUUCACUUCUCGCUUGUUUGUAAUCAAUCGCCUCCCCAUUGAAGCAGUCGGUUGUCUCUGCGAUUCGCCCUUCAAUUGCAGAAGUGAUUUCCUCCCUUGCCUCCAUGCUUGGCUUGUGAGUGCAAGUUGCGAACGGGGGGCGAUUUAACUCGAGAAAAUGGAUUCUCUAAAGAUCGCUUUGCUGAUAACAAGAGCUCGAGCCCGAUCCAAAACUUCCGUUGAUGUCCAGUAUACUCUGCUAUGGCCUCUUUCCGAGUCUAUCGUUGUUUUUAUCGUUGUUUUUAUCGUUGUUUUUAUUGUUGUUUAUAAUUCUGGAUUUGUUCUUUACCAAAAUUUUCUAGCCAUUUGGUACAUCAGGGUAGCAAUGGUCAAGGUUGCACUAUGUCUGUCAUCCUAUGCUUGUGUGUGUGUGUGCGUGUGCGUGUGUGUGUGUGUGUGUGCCCAUGUACAAACGCCGAAACUGAUGAAAGGUCAACGGGUGGAAUGCAAGCCUGUCUGCAUUUCAUCAUGGGUUUGGAUCGCAAAAAGAGUGCCAUCCCAUAGCUAGAAGCAUUUUUAGGUAGUCGGUUCUCGCCCCAAUUUUAUGGCCUGCUGCUGCAGUUGGCACUUCGGUGAUGAUGCAUUUGCAGUUGUGCAGUUUGCCAAUCGUGUCAGGACGGAGAGAAAGGCAAGAAGACGAGGGUGUAGUUUGGAGGAAGGUGUCUUCUUGUUGCGCAGGAGUCAGGCCAUCUCUCUGUGUUGUGGAGGCUAUGGGAGUAGACCUGUGUUGGCAAUUCCUUCCACUUGGUGUUUGUGUAGAAAAGAGAUUGGCUGUUGCCAUUCACUAGCGCCGAACGCCAAUUCGUCUUCCUCUCUUUUAAAGAGCACGAUCUGACUCUUUACUAUUUCAGUGGUGCAGUGCGACAAAACUGUUGCUGGCAUAGUGCCAUAGUCUUUAAUCGAGCUCCGGAAAGAGCUCCUGGUCUGUGAGGAAUUCCAGCACGUAUAUGAAAACAUUCUCACCUGUACUCGUUGAAGUUUUAACAAGUGUGUGUGUGUGCGCGUGUGUAUAUGUGUGUGUGUGUGUGUGUGUGUGAGAGAGAGAGAGAGAGAGAGAGAGAGAGAGAGAGAGAGAGAGAGAGAGAGAGAGAGAGAGAGAGAGAGAGAGAGAGAGUUUUGUGGGAAUUAUGACUUGGGUUUUCUCUGAUGUUAGGUGUUUGCAGGAUGGUUGUCUGGGUGGACUGUGUGAAUGGGAGGGAGGUGAUUUGCUCUUUUCUUGAUGCUAUGGGUGUUGGUUCGUGGUGGAGUGAUUUGUCUUCGUGAUUUCUGGAAGGUAUUGGGAUUUUGAGUUUCACUCUGUAGUAGCUGUACUGGUGUGUUUGUGCAGAGGUAUUGUGAACUCUGUACCUGGAUCGUCAUUGGGUUUGGUUCAACGAAAGUGAGAAUAAAAGAGGUCCCAAGAU